UGAGACCAAAAAUAAUAAACUUUUCCUUCAAAGUGAGACAAACUUUUGUUUUUCAUAAUUUUUUUCGCAUCAUCCGACAUUCACAUAUGGUUUUUUAAGUAAAAUGUCGAAUUUAAUUCUUUUGCUCUUGAUUUCAAUCAACUUUGUUGCAUCGCAGCAAAUGUUCAGGAAUCCGAUAUUAGAUCGAAAUUCAGCGGAUCCUACGAUCCUUCGGCUUGGCGAUUUUUACUACUUGACCUUGUCGGAGAAUACAGAACGUAACCUCACCGUGUACAAAAGCUCCCUAUUAACGAGUUUUCGAGAAGCAGAAAGCAUUGUAGCGUACUCCACCCUUGAAGGAUUUUCUGACCUUUGGGCCAGCGAGAUGCAUGUCGUGGAUGGCGACUUGUACAUAUAUUUUACGAUGACUGGAGGAGGAAAGGACCAUCGGAUGUAUGUCAUCAAGGCGGACGACCCCACAAACCCCAUGGGGAACUGGAGUGAUUCCAUCAGAUUAAUGCCAGACUGGGACUUUGCUGCAAUCGACGGCACUAUUUUUAAUCAUGGCAAUGGCCGACGCUAUUUCGUAUUCGCCACGUGGGCAUUCGGCCCAUUAACAAUUUACAUAGCUCCAAUGAAUUCUCCAACACAGGUUGGGUUCCCAAAGAUAGAGUUGAAACGCCCCACGGAGGAAUGGGAAUGUUACGAAGGGUGUGUCAAGGAGGGUCCGUUCUUCAUCUUUAAGAACAAUGUGUCGUUCUGUGUAUACUCGGUAUCCUCCACGUGGGGACCUAAUUACGCGUUGGCAAUGAUGAAUAUUUCGUACGAAUUGGAUCCCAUGACCGUGUCCAAUUGGCAGAUGCCUGAUGGACCUAUAUUCUAUAGGAAUGAUGAAGAAGAAGUUUACACCACUGGGCAUGCCGCAUUUACAGUUUCUCCAGAUGGAUCAGAAACUUGGAUGGUGUAUCAUGGGACAACAACCACGACAAAUAUUGAAGGGCAUCGAAUUGCGAGAAUUGAGAAAAUUGACUGGAGUGAAGACGGUCGCCCAAUUUUCCCGAGACCACACGGCUACAACCAUUCGCAAGCAGUCCCCAGUGGACAAGUCGUUUAAAUUUGCCGUGAAUAGCAUAACUUAGAAUGAAAAAUAAUUGAAAUUAGUUCAAUAUUAAAUUCAUCCGCGAUUAACAUAAUUCCCAAUAAAAUGGUGUAUCAUGAACCUAUAUGUAAAAUCCUACUUUACAAAGCGAUAACGUAAAUGGAUACACGACGAUCAGUAAUUAAUUAUUAAACAAGACUGGCCACGUAUAUUAUACAAAUAAAAUAAUGAGGGAGGUGCCAUUCAUGACAAAUAAAAUUGCCACAUGCUGUUAACUGUGUCAAGUGGUAUAAUGUAAA
Folsomia candida is the source of this 1377-nucleotide messenger RNA. RefSeq names its product alpha-L-arabinofuranosidase B. Gene Ontology annotation, biological process: carbohydrate metabolic process. The record is from RefSeq and is a predicted model, not a curated record. Gene Ontology annotation, molecular function: hydrolase activity, hydrolyzing O-glycosyl compounds. The coding region runs from base 104 to 1093 and encodes 329 amino acids. The transcript has 3 exons. Lineage: Eukaryota; Metazoa; Arthropoda; Collembola; Entomobryomorpha; Isotomidae.